AUGACUACCUCUCAAUUAGGAGAAUACCUCUCCUCGGCAUCUGCCAAUGCUCUCAUAUCGGAUUUGAGACCUACAACAGUUUCUCCUCCCGCAUUACAAGCACUCAACAAUCUACUUGAUGAAAUACUCGUAUCCAUCUUGACCGCGUCACAAUCCCUCAACCCGUUUGAUCUGAGGAAAGAAGGUGUACCAUCUGUCUUUUCAGCUGAUAAAGGACCUUCGGCUCAAGUUGAAACUACCAAUAUCAGAGCUUUGGGUAGAUCAGCAGUCGCCGAAGCUGAAGUAGAAUUGAGAUCAUGGCAAGAAGGCAGAAAUUCAUCCAAAGGUAUUGGAUUUGGAAAUGACGGGCAAGGUGAUGGAAUGAGAAACGGUAGAACAUUCAAUUUGGAAGUUGCAAUAAAUCUAAUGAGAAUAAAAUGUUGUUCAUAUUCAACCAUGGCGGCGCAGGAGAACUCGGAUGAAGGAGCAGAAGAAGAAGCUUUAGCAGAGUGGAAAAAAGCUGGUGGUGAGAUAUCGGAAGACACAAUUGAACCUGCUGCUUUGUGGAUAACAGCAAUUAUCGAACAUGUCUGCGAGCACAUCCUCUCUCAGUUAGCUAGUGUCGUAUCCCGAGAUUCAGAAGUCGUAGUGGCUGGACCUGAAGAGCUGUAUACAGCUUUAUGCGAGGACGAGAGUGUAUGGGUAUUGUUCAAGAAGAUGAAGGUCAAGGAACAACUUGAGGGAACUAUCCGAGCAAGCACACGUAAUAAGCGUGCCACCACAUCAAGACAUUCCAAUCCUCCUGGUCGCGCAUCACCUCACGCUUUGGGUUCACCUCACGCAUCAAGAGUAUCUUUAGUCCAACCACGAGACAGCUCAUUUGAAUCUCCUAGAGGAAACACUCCUCCCUCAACUCAGGAGUCUAGAUCAUCAGUAGAAACCAAUCGAUUCGGUGGUAUAGCAGGAGGGGUUAUGCGAAAAGGAUCCCAAAUAAGUAAGAAAUCAAGUAGCUCACCCAGUGGUAAACAUCAUUUACUUCGAGGUCAACCUGGUAGUGGAUCACAUGAACGCACAGGAAGCGCUUUAAGUGAAAAUACAAGAUCGAUGUUAGGUGCUCAUAAUGAUUCAUACGACGGAGCAGAAGAAGAGGAUGAAAGACAAAGUGAACAAUCAAUUCAAGAUGCUCAAGAUGAAUUUGAUGCUUUGGUAAGAAGCGGUGAAACUAUGAAAGUUAGCUUGACACCUAGCAGAUUGAAGAAUUUCGACGGAACCGCCAACAGACGUAGAGCGACUGAAUCACCGAAUCCAUCUAUCUCAGGAAGGUCAAUGACUGGUUCUGGUACGAGAUCAGAAUCCGUUAUCACUCCUUCACAAUUUCCUACUCCACCUAGAAAUCAACCUGGUCCAGCCUCAGCAUCCUCUCCUUCGCGAUCAUCUCCAAUCACUCACUCUUCACCUACGCUCUCGAACAGACCUAGAGCAGAUUCAGCUCAACGUAGGCUCCAAGCGCGUGCCGCAUCAACCAUAGAAGAGAAUGUCGAAGACGAAGAUGAACAGCAAACUAAAUUAGCCGGUCCGACCUCGAAGAAAGAGAGUUUACUUGAAUUACUCGCUUCAGAAGAAGCUUAUGAACCUAUUAGCCCAACCAAGAAAAACGAUAAAAUCAAACGCAAAGUUCCAGCUGUUGUUUUAGGUACACCACCACCACCUCCCAUAGCUGAGUCGGAAUCCGAGAAUUUUGGAAACAAUCAGUUUACACCUCAAACCACGACCACCACAAGCAGCUCUUCCCCAUCAACAAAUACACAAUCACAAUUCACAUCACCACAUAGUUUACCGAGAAACGCGUUUUCUCCUCAUCCUACCCUCACCAGAUCACAGUUCUCCUCAUCAAGCUUGAAUAGACCCAAUGGUAGAUCAAGAGAAGUUUCAGGUGAUGAAGAUGAUGAUCAAUUCCAGUUCCCGAGCCCUAGUCAACGUAACAAGGAAAGAAAGAAAACUGAAGCUCAAGAAUUAGCUGAUUUCUUCAACAACACACCUCCACCUGAUUCCUCUCCAACUUUCAAAUCACCCGAACAAGAAGAGGAGGAAGAAAUACCUGAACCACAGACUGCUAAACCCGGAAAAGGUUUCAGAGCCUUAGUUUCAAAAGUCACGAAAUCGAGAAAAGAUAAGACAGCCAAUUCCUCUUCUUCAUUAAGUACUUCAGCAUCGUAUUCCAAAUUGAGUCCUCCGGGCGGAGGCGGACCUAGAAUAACUGGAUGGGCAGGAUUCGAAGAUCCGGGUUCCCAGCCUCAACUAGGACAAGGAGGAGGAAUGGGCAUGCCUAAGAAGCAAAAGUCUUUACACAGUUUAUCAACAGUCCCAGUUGCGUUUCGACCAUUUGCGAGAGAAGAAGAUUUUAUCAAUGCAGAUAACGCUAGAAGAGGUAGUACAGCAAGUAAACAUUCUGAUAUCCUCAAGGAAGCUACAAACAGGUUUCACGAGAGAAGAGGAAGUGAUAUUACGUUUAACAACGGGGAAAGAAGAGGUAGUCUGGUUGGUACGAUCCCUGAUAGAAGAGGAAGUGCAGCAGGUGUAGGUUAUACAGAGGAAAGAAGAGGUAGUCUAGUUGGAAUUAGCGCAGAAAGAGGAGGAAGUCGGACUGACAUUUCCAACGAAAGAAGGGGUAGCGCAUCAGGAUUAGGUGAUCGUAAAAUGGUGGGGUUAGGUAUAGCAACCUUAUCAGAUGACUCCAAAUCUACCUCUUCCGCAACAGCAGUCCCUCGAGCUCAAGAUGACACAGCUCAAACUCGCCAACAACAAAGUACAGAGGAUGCAUCUACGACUCAACCAAUUUCCGAAGGAAUUCCAACUCUAGGUCAAACACUACCACUUCAUUCCACACAAAGGCCAGACCUCGAUACAGUGAACAUGCCAGGUAGUGCAGCGAGUUUCAGGACUGCCAACUCUGUUUUUCCCGAAGACCAAAUUCCUUCGUAUUCACUAAAACCCUCAAAUGACUUAGAGGAGAAUGAGACUGAAAUAGUGAAAAACAACGCGAAAUCCUCACGAGAAUCAAUCUCUCAGAAGCAAAGUCAGAUUGGGAGGGACAGUCAAAAACCUACCAUCCGAUCAAUUCCGUCAAGCGACCUCAUACCGUUGAGAAGCCUACUCGACCACGCUACGACUGUUCAAGAAUGUCAAUCCCUGUUAGAUGCUAUGUUAUCUCAACUCGGCGUUCCAAGGCAGAUAGCUGGAAGAGGUGAUCCGAUCGUCGAUGAAGACGUCACCGAGAGCAAAGAGGGAAUGGACCGUGGUCCUGCAGGAUUCGAGGCUGGCUCAGCCCUGAAAGACAAAGGCAGAUUGUCGACAAGGACGGAAGAGGAAGAUAUCCUUAGUGGAAGUGAAAAGUGGACGGACUAUGAGACUGAUCCUGAAAUUGAGAAUGGAGUCCAAGUGACUGCUAGGAUUGGCGAGAGAGGGAGUCCGGUCAAGGUCGUAAGAGGCGAGGCAUGA
Kwoniella shivajii is the source of this 3477-nucleotide messenger RNA. RefSeq lists its product as uncharacterized. The coding region runs from base 1 to 3477 and encodes 1158 amino acids. The transcript is spliced from 6 exons. Gene Ontology annotation, molecular function: protein heterodimerization activity. NCBI's taxonomy places the organism in Eukaryota, Fungi, Basidiomycota, Tremellomycetes, Tremellales, Cryptococcaceae. The record is from RefSeq and is a predicted model, not a curated record.